Messenger RNA from Microthlaspi erraticum, 501 nucleotides. Lineage: Eukaryota; Viridiplantae; Streptophyta; Magnoliopsida; Brassicales; Brassicaceae. The record is from the annotation of a GenBank genome assembly.
AUGGAGAUUACAAACCCAAUUUUCAUCGAGACUAAACCGGAGCCGAACCAGAUAAUUCGUGUCGAACCGGAAUCUUUUUCUUCCAUAGUCACAAAAACCGGCAUCAAAGACAACUCAAACCAUGGAACGGCGUCGUUCGGGUCAACGUUUGACUUUCCACUAUUCGGUAACCAAGCUGUGACAUACGCCGGUGAAGGAGGGACAAGAGACGUGUCGUUGACGCUUGGGUUACAGAACGAUCCUGUGAGUUUAGCUUUAUCUCCAGUGACGGCUCAAGGGGGCCCACUUUACUACGGUAGGGACCACAUGAAAGGAUCGGUGAUGUUGGACGGUGGUGAUCAAGCGCAGAAUUUGCCUUACAGGAAUUUGAUGGGGAGCUCAAUUACUUCACGAUAUUGGUUGAAGGAAAUUUUAGAAGUUAGGAUUCGAUACCAAUUACAGACUGUGUACGUACUAUACAUACGCUACGCAUUAAUAUGUGGUGCUUCAAGGAUCCGGUAG